AUGGCUAAAGUUUCGUCUUAUAUCGAUGAUUUAUGUUGCCAUUUUCUUUGCACCCGACAAUCAUUAGGUGUUAAAGCGUCAGACUCAAAUUCAAUUUUUGUUGGAAAUAUUGUUGUCAUUAGAAGCGAUAUUGAUUCAAAUGGAGAUAUUGAGGACGAUGCUAGUAUAUUGAAUCGACCGUAUAGAGUCAAUUUCUCUAAUAUCAAAUCUAUUAAAAUCGCCAACGAACAUCCAAAAUUUAUUCUUAUUGUAGAAAAGAUGACUGUUUUUGAAGAUUUACUCUCACAAAGGUUCCACCGCCAGUUUCCAUGUGUCGUCAAAACCGGUGGGGGUGAACCAAGCUUAGAUUGCAGGAUGUUUGUUAGAAUGGUGUGGGAAACCUUACAAGUGCCUGUUUUUGCUCUCGUUGAUUGUAAUCCUGCUGGUUUUGAGAUCUAUAAGACCAUAGCCGUUUCUAUAUUGUGGUGGCCCGGGGCAAAAUGA
Messenger RNA from Chenopodium quinoa (quinoa), 483 nucleotides. Its product is annotated as meiotic recombination protein SPO11-like. Gene Ontology annotation, cellular component: nuclear chromosome. The transcript has a single exon. Gene Ontology annotation, biological process: meiotic DNA double-strand break formation; meiotic DNA double-strand break processing; reciprocal meiotic recombination. Gene Ontology annotation, molecular function: DNA topoisomerase type II (double strand cut, ATP-hydrolyzing) activity; DNA binding. The coding region runs from base 1 to 483 and encodes 160 amino acids. The record is from RefSeq and is a predicted model, not a curated record. NCBI's taxonomy places the organism in Eukaryota, Viridiplantae, Streptophyta, Magnoliopsida, Caryophyllales, Amaranthaceae.